AGCACUUCAACGGUUCACAGUGGGCUGGCUGCGCUCAGCGCUCGGGAGAACGACGAUUACAUUGGAGCUAAAAGAAGAAAGGUGGUUUGUCGUGUUGUCCAGGCCUGCACAAUUCUCCGCCCGGAGAUUGUAUUGGACCUAUACAUAACGUUAUAGGAAAAGAUGAAACAAAGUUUCCAUCAAAUCGCUGUCAGACUGCCGUUAUAAACAUGAAUUCAAACCAAGAAGAACAAAGAGAGAAGCUGAUGGAGAUGUUUCCGUUUUUUCUGUGGAUAACUAUGUUCAUCUAUCUCAGAGAGCACUUUUAAAGUUUUACCACCACCUUAUCUGAGAGCUGAAAAGUGGAAGUCAGAGGAAACAUGACCAACCUGCUGCAAAACAAUAACACAAAAGGUCUGAACUCUGGAGUGCAGGAUUACUUGUUUGGUAAUCAACAUUCAGAUGAAAACACCACACUCCUCUCUAAUUCAAGAUGUCAAGCCUACUCAUCCCAAAGAGAGUUAGCAUCAAAAUGGAUGUGUCACUGACCAGUAACACAGAGAUGCCAGAAGUAUCUGUUUGCUGUCUACUUUUUGUUUAUGAAGUGUGAGCCUUUACCACGAUGUGGAGGAGGAGCCUUCAAAUGUGAGGGGGAGUGAGGGAGGGAACGCAUUGAGAAACAGAGAAGCGGAAUGAGAGGAGAUGAAGGCUGUUCAAGUACUGUUACAUUCUGCAAGCACCUCUAGCUUGCCUGGACACCAGAAGCUUCCCAGUAUUACAAUGAAUCUAAACUGUGGAUAUACUGCCAUUGUUCAUCCCAUAAACUGCCUGAUCAAUAAUUGAAGAGGAGAAAUCGAUGCUGACCGUUUCUGAGCAACACCUAUUGGGACAUACUGUGAGAUUAACCGCUGGUCUGAUCCUCCUGAUAUUUGCUCUCAGUGUGAGUCUAGCAAUGUGGCUUUUCAGAAGAGCUUUUAUAUCUCAUCAUGCUGCGAUUCAGAUUCUGGAAAUAUAUGGCUCUUCACGUCUUAAAAUGUCAGAUCACGAGGACCUGAAUAAAGCCAUGGGACACUGGAAUGCCUCUGAGAGCUACCAGCUCAACCCAGCCAGUGUUAUUGUAUCUGUGGUCUUUUCGCUCAUCUUCCUUCUGGGGACCAUUGGGAAUAGUCUGGUACUGGCUGUGCUCCUCAGAAGUGGGCAGGUUGGGUACAACACCACCAAUCUGUUCAUCCUCAACCUCAGCGUAGCCGAUUUCUUCUUCAUCAUCUUCUGUGUGCCUUUCCAAGCAACCAUCUACUCUCUGGAGGGUUGGGUUUUUGGGUCCUUCAUGUGCAAGGUGGUUCACUUCUUCAUCAACCUCACCAUGUACGCUAGCAGUUUCACUCUGGCCGCAGUGUCUGUGGACAGGUAUCUGGCCAUCCGUUACCCACUGCGCUCCAGAGAAUUGAGAACGCCGAUGAACGCCGUAGUCGCGAUGGUGGUCAUCUGGGGCCUGUCGCUUGUUUUCGCCGGGCCUUAUUUGAGUUACUACGACCUGAUUGAUUUCGAAAACAGCAAUGUGUGCGUGCCUGGAUGGGAGGAGCAUAACCGUAAGGUUCUGGAUACCUGCACCUUUGUUUUUGGCUAUGUUAUUCCCGUGCUCAUCGUGAGCCUGUCCUACACACGCACCAUCAAGUACCUCUGGACCGCGGUGGAUCCUCUCGAUGGGAUGUCGGAGUCGAAACGAGCCAAGCGCAAGGUCACCAAGAUGAUCAUCAUAGUCACGGUGCUCUUUUGCAUCUGUUGGCUACCGUACCAUGUGGUUAUUUUGUGCUACCUCUACGGAGACUUUCCCUUCAAUCAGACCACCUACGCAUUCAGGCUGCUGUCCCACUGCAUGGCCUACGCCAACUCUUGCCUCAACCCUAUCGUUUACGCCCUGGUUUCCAAACACUUUCGCAAGGGCUUCAAGAAGGUGUUCAGCUGCAUCCUCAGCAAAAAGGGACGCAAUAAGGUGCACGUGGUCCAUGUGGCCAACACCGUCCCUGGCUUCGAAGCAGGAUCCACUGAAGUGUCCCAAAUGAACGAAGAGAACGCCAGACAGAACGAGAACGAAAUGGUCAACCGCCCACUCGCAGAGCCGCAGGAUGCCACUAUGACUAUAACGUUACCCUUCCAGAAUCAGCCAUGAAAAUAAAGCGCACGGCUAAUGAUGCCUUAGAAGCCUUAUUAAAAAACUCAAACCGAGCCGGAGGAUUUCAGCUGCUUUGAUCGACAUCACCAUGGUUUUGCAUUGACUGAAUGAGCACAGCGGAGUCCGUAGUUAUUUAAGAUUCAAAUCGCAGAGCAAAUUGAAAACGUACAUUCAAUUUGGUUCUCGUACAAAUGCAUCUUUGUGUUCUGCUUAGUUGUUUUGGUUCCAGUGCUAAAUUAUGUCUUAUUUACGAACUCCUCUUUCUUUUUCAGCAGCAAUGUCUGUUUGUUUUCUAUUGAUGUGUUACCCUCUGAGCAUGUUUCAAUUUAAUGCUGUGAUGACUAUUCUCCUGUGAAAAUUUGUUACCAAUUAUUGUGCGUAAUACACUUUAAUAUCUGAAGAGCCCUGUGUCUUUAUGUGAGCAAAGCUGUGAUUUCCUACUGUGCUUGAAGCUUUGAAGAGGACUCUUUGAUUAUGCUCCUCAGCUUCGCUUAACAAGCUCUUUAAAAAAAAAUAUGCUUACGUUAAGCACUGUAUGUCCUUGCUUUUACCUCUGUUUCUAUACUCUGAUAUUCUCUUCUGUUUUAGAAAGUCUUGAGAUUAUUUAAUUGGUGAGUUUUAUAUCAAUUACUACAUUGCAAAAGCCCUAAAAACAGGGUUAUACUGAAAAUCUCAGAUUACAGACAACCAACAGUUUAGUACGUAUGGUUCUUGUGCUGUCCUAAAGGAAUAUUCUGGACAAGUUAAGCUCAAACAACAGCAAUGGUGAUAUAAUGUUAAAAAAAGAUAUUUUGAACAAUUCCUCCUGGGUUACAGUGAGGGACCCACAAUUGAAGUAAAUGGAGCCAAUAAUGGGGCGUAAAUGUUAAAAUAAUCACUGUGUCAAUAGUACAGCCACAAGGCAUUUUCUAAAUUAUUUUAGUGUGGUGGAAAUGCUUUCUAACCUUUUCUGUGUAAAGUUGUGACAGUUUUUUCAACAUGACAACAUCUAAAACAACCAUAAAAUGAAAGCAAAAAUGAACCGUAAAAUGAUGAUUUGAACUUUAUAGUUCAAAUAACACAGACAUUUUAACAAAAUUGUAAUGCUUAUAUUAAGUUAUAAAUGUAACAUUUGAGCUGUUAAAGCCUCAAAAACUGGCCAUUCAAUUUGGACAUUUGGAAAUGUCUCACCAUAAUCUUGUUUUUGCUUUUUCUUAAAAGAGAGAGAGAGUGAGAGAGAGAGAAGAGAGCGAGAGAGAAGAGAAGAGAAAGAUAUACGACAAAAUUGUUUUGUGAUAAUCAAAACAAAUACUGCAGACUGAGCUUAGCUUGUACAGAACCUGAAAUAUUUCUUUAUCUGUGUUCAGUUCAUUCAUUAUGUAUAAUGUACUGUAGCUAUACAGCAAGUGCUAUGUUGGAAGUUUUGAAUUUGAUGUUGACAGUGAAUUUCAAUAAAA
This is a messenger RNA of Onychostoma macrolepis, 3588 nucleotides long. RefSeq names its product galanin receptor 2b (gene galr2b). Gene Ontology annotation, biological process: G protein-coupled receptor signaling pathway. Gene Ontology annotation, molecular function: G protein-coupled receptor activity. Bases 836 to 2149 code for a protein of 437 amino acids. Lineage: Eukaryota; Metazoa; Chordata; Actinopteri; Cypriniformes; Cyprinidae. The transcript has 11 exons. The record is from RefSeq and is a predicted model, not a curated record. Gene Ontology annotation, cellular component: membrane.